Molecule: messenger RNA, 2018 nt
Organism: Homalodisca vitripennis (glassy-winged sharpshooter)
Lineage: Eukaryota; Metazoa; Arthropoda; Insecta; Hemiptera; Cicadellidae
Product: kynurenine aminotransferase-like
Biological process (GO): biosynthetic process
Cellular component (GO): cytoplasm; mitochondrion
Molecular function (GO): L-kynurenine:2-oxoglutarate transaminase activity; pyridoxal phosphate binding
Source: RefSeq, a predicted model, not a curated record
CAUCAGUACCUGAAAAUGCCAGUUUUGGUCACAGUUAUCAUGGCCAGAUAUAAAUCCAUAAAAGAAGUGUUCAAGUUCUGCAAAUUGUUUUCUCCUUAUCACAAACAGAGUUUGUUAUUAUCUGAAGGACUUCCCUGCUUUAUUUCAACAAAACGAAGUAUGUCAUCUCAGAAAUUUUCAUUGCCAGAAAGAUUUACUGGAUCUGAAUCUAGUGUUUGGGUUGAGUAUAUUCAACUAGCUUUGGAACAGAAGCCAUUAAAUCUUGGCCAAGGCUUCCCAGACUUCGCAGCUCCAGACUAUGUGACCAAGGCGCUGGCAGAAAUAUCAAGUGGAGAGAAUGUUCUACUGCACCAGUAUACACGAGGCUUUGGCCAUCCUCGUCUGGUAGCAGCUCUAAGCAAACUCUAUUCUCAACUGAUUGGUCGAGAGCUAAAUCCCCAGACUGAAAUCAUCGUCACGUCUGGAGCAUACGAGGCACUGUUCAGCUGUAUCCAGGGUCACACAUCACCUGGUGAUGAGGUCAUCAUCAUUGAGCCGUUUUUUUUCGACUGCUAUGAACCCAUGGUGCGCACUGUCGGUGGAAUUCCAGUUUUCAUCCCACUCCGUACGAGGAAGCCUGCUCCAGGCAAGCCCAUGAUGUCCAGUGAUUGGGUUUUGGAUCCUGAAGAACUGGCAUCGAAAUUCAAUUCCAAAACUAAGGCCAUCAUCGUCAACACACCACACAACCCUGUUGGAAAGGUGUUCAAUCUGGAGGAGCUCACCCUGAUCGCUGACCUCUGCAAGAAGUGGGAUGUCCUCUGCAUCUCUGAUGAGGUCUAUGAGCAUAUGGUUUACAAGCCAUUCAAACAUAUUCGAAUGGCCACUCUGCCUGGCAUGUGGGAACGCACCGUCACUAUAGGUUCUGCUGGAAAGACGUUCAGUGUAACUGGCUGGAAGACGGGAUGGGCGUAUGGACCUGCGCCACUCAUACGAAACCUCAUGAUUGUGCACCAGAACUGUGUCUACACCUGCUCCACCCCUCUGCAGGAAGCAAUAGCAAUGGGGUUCGAGCUAGAGUUGACCCGCCUGGGACAGCCGGAAUGUUACUUUGAGAGUCUGCCGAGGGAGUUGGAAGCCAAGAGAGAUUAUAUGGCCAAGUUCCUGAAGGAUGUGGGGAUGGAGCCCACAGUGCCAGAGGGUGGCUAUUUCAUGUUGGCAGACUGGACAGACUUGGCCAAGAAGAUCGAUCUCAGCAGUGAAAAUGAUAAGUAUAAGGACUACCAGUUCACAAAGUGGAUGUCGAAGAAUGUAAAGCUGCAAGGUAUUCCUCCAUCUGCAUUCUACAGCGAGGCCAACAAAUACCUUGGGGAAAAUUUUGUUCGGUAUUGUUUCAUCAAGAAAGAUGAAAACCUUCAGAAAGCAGCUCAAAUUCUCAAGACAUGGAAAGAUACAAUAUCGAAAUUGUAGUAUUAGUAACAAGAACAAUACUCCAAGUCUCCACCAUGUAUCCAGAGCCACCUUCUUGCUGAACAGUGACCAUACUGCAGAACAGAACACUGCUCAUGGAACACCGAUUAAAAUGUGUACAAGGCCAUGUAGAUAGAUAAUAUCUAUUAAAUUUCAGUAACAGUCCAUGUGUUAUAAGUAAGUUUAUAUAAAAUCAAAUAUUAGUUUGACUUCAUAAAAGUAAAGCUAUAAUUGUAAUUGUGAUAAGUAUAAAACUGCUACAAGAGGAUCGUUUAUUUAACACAAUUUAUUUUGCAUUUUUCGACUUUACAUUUUUUGAAAUGAGUUGUAAUUAUUUAUUUACUGUACUGUUCUUGACUCCAAUAUUGUCUCGAUUUUUAUUAUUUAUUUGUUGGUUAUGAAGGCAUCAUCAUAAUGUGAUAAUAAUUGUAAUGGUUUGUGAUAGUGAGCUUUUAUUUACAGAUGAAAUGAUGUUGGAGGAUUAUUACUUACCUUUGUGUUAAUAUACUAUUAUAAAAAACAAAUAUUGUUUUUAGGAUGAUGAGGUUAUAAAUAAAUAUAUUUUAAAUAAA